Lizanozyma spartinae is the source of this 2739-nucleotide messenger RNA. RefSeq lists its product as uncharacterized. The transcript has 2 exons. The coding region runs from base 1 to 2739 and encodes 912 amino acids. Gene Ontology annotation, molecular function: protein binding. Lineage: Eukaryota; Fungi; Ascomycota; Pichiomycetes; Serinales; Debaryomycetaceae. The record is from RefSeq and is a predicted model, not a curated record.
AUGUCUCAAACAUCUUGGUCUAGAAAACCAUCUGAAACUCCAAUCAAUGAUCCAUUUGCCACCGCUGUGAAUAUCAAAACUAGCGAACAACAAGGAUUACAACAUGCUAAUGUUCAUGCUCCUCGUAUGAUGUCUUCAUCAACUACAGCACCUGCGUCAGCAUCAACCGGUGGUGCUCCUGCAAUAUCUACUUGGAUCCCUGUAAACAAAGGUUCCAAACGGUAUCAAUUGGAUUCGGUGUUUAAAGUAUGGUUUGAUAACCAACAAAAGAUCGAGCACCAGGUAUUCAAUAAAAAUGAUGAUAACUAUAAGUUGGAUACUCCGGGUCACAUUUAUCAUUUAGAACUCCAAAAGUCGUCGAUUCCAAAGUCAGAAAUGAACACAAAUGAUCAAAUCACUGAUCUUACAGCGGCUAUUAAAAACGUCAAUGUUUCUGAAUUGGUGUCGGUGGUAAAUCCUAAAGAGGAGAUAUUGCCAUCUGGAUCCACUCCUCCUACCCAGGUACCAGCGGGUGUCCCUUCUGCUACCGAGGGUACUGCGUUUGGUUGUCCAGAAAGCACGCCACCACAACUAGUUCAAUCUGAUAAAAUUGAAUGGGUUUAUGUCGAUCCUUCUGGUAACGAACAAGGUCCAUUCAUUGGUGAUAUCAUGCAAGAAUGGUUAACAGCGGGUUAUUUGAAUAUGGAUUUAAAAAUUAGACGGAAAGAAGAAUCUGCUUAUUAUUCAUUAAGGGAGUAUUGUGACAGAGUUAGUAACUAUGUUCAACCUUUCAAAAUCCCUCUUAUUGAUUUGAACAUUGUUCCACCUCCUCCUAAUCUUCCGCCUACAGAAUCGCAUUAUAAUAUUGGUAAAUCAAAUGAAAAAAUGGCUAAAUUGGAUAAUAGUCAAUUACCUCAACAGUUUUCUGCUAAUCAUACACCGUUGCAUGAUGUUUUAUCACAGCAGCAACCACCACCACAACCACAGCAGCAACCUCAACCGGGCCAACUGUCUCAAUUCUUUCUCCCAAACAAUGGUGGGGCCUUGGGAGGUUCGAAUAUGAGGUUAAAUGCUUUGAAUCCUCAAGGAAACUUGUUUUCUCCUGACUUUAUCAAUUCUGAUCCAUUUAAUAAGGCCACAAUCCCUCAACAACCAGCCACUAGCUUUUCUAACCAAUUUGGUUAUGAUCAUAUGGGAUCUGGAUUUGGCGUGAAUAACUUAUCUCAUACAAGUUUAUCACAUAUCAAUUCCAUGCCUUCACUUUUGCAACAACAAAUUCAUCAACAACAACCUGUUUUAUCAAGAACAAACAGUGGUUGGAGUAUGGAUCUCAACAAUGCUAAUGGGACACCUGUUGCUGUCACUUCAUCUUUGAAUCAAGUUAAUCAACCUGCUCCACUUUCUCCAUGGUUAUCAGGUGUACAAAGUCUGUCUAGAGUGGGUUCACCAUUUGUACCUACGCUGGCAUUAAGAGAUGACCAUGUUCUUAAUAUUCACCAAUCUGUUGUUUCAGAUAUUUUGGGAAAUGUUGAUGAAAGUACAAAUCCCGUUGCACCCCCAAUUUCCAAUAACCAAACUGCUCCCACACUUCCAAGUCAACCUUCGCAAGUAAUUGAGUUGGGACCGCCAGAACCAAGUAUUAUUGAGAAGAUUGUGUCUCCUUCUCAAGUAGAUGAACAGGCAGUUAAUGAGGCGAAGGCUAAUCAAAAAGAGAAGAAAGAAGCGUCUCAAAAAAAACGUUCCAGUUCUAUCAAUGCCCCAGUUCCUACCGAGAAACUUAAUGAGGUACCUUCUUUAACACAAACCAAUACUGCUGCUACACUUCCAGAAGAUAAUGUAGCAGUAAUUAUAGACAAAUCUCAAUCUAAUGAUGCUUUGAAAGCAGCUACUCCAACUCAACCAAAGCUUGCUCCUUGGGCCAAAGUUACUACGAAGGCUUCUGAACCACUUACAUUAAAGGAAAUUCAAAGGUUGGAGGCCGAAAAACUGGAGAAGCAAAAACAAGAACUCAAAACAGAACAACCAAAGAUGUGGCAAUUAGAAGAGAAACUUGAUGAUAUUGCAUCCAAUGUUCCAUUGGGAUGGGCUACUGCUAAUGUUUCCAAACCAACCAAGACUUUAGCUGAAAUUCAAAAAGAAGAAGCUGAUGCUAAGGCCAAAGCACUUAAAGCAUCUGCUGGUACUUCGUCAUCGACAUCAAGUACACCAUUGAUGAACAAGACUUCGUUGGCAUCAACUCUUGCAGCAGUACCGAAGGAUGAUGGAGGAGCUUGGACAACUAUUUCAAAGAAGCAACCAGUGAAGAAGCCCUCAAUGACAUCCUUAUACAAUUCUCAACCAACAACCAAAAUCAAUCCACAAAUGCUUAGAUCUGCUAGUGCCAAUAAGACCAUUACCACCAACAAUACGAAUACGGUUAGUAUUAAGGAAGAGUUUUUAAUUUGGGCACGUUCUGCUAUGACCAACCUUUAUCCUACCGCAAAUCGUGAUGAGAUGUUAGAUCUUUUUGUUGCACUUCCCAGCGGAUCUGAAUCUUCUCAAUUGAUUGCAGAUACUAUUUAUUCAUCAUCAGCAACUAUGGAUGGUAGAAGAUAUGCCCAAGAGUUUUUGAAGCGUAGACAAAAGGUCGAAUCUCAAAUUGGCAGUUCAGAUGACUACUCUUGGACUGAUGCUAUUAUUCUGAGUGCAGAUAAGGUUUCGUCUGUUGAUGAAGAUGGAUGGAGCACUAGUAUCAAAAAGAAGGGAGGAAGAAGAAAGUGA